This is a messenger RNA of Pelagomonas calceolata, 1219 nucleotides long. The record is from the annotation of a GenBank genome assembly. Lineage: Eukaryota; Pelagophyceae; Pelagomonadales; Pelagomonadaceae.
CCCUCUUCGCGUCCUCCUCGUAUACAAACAAGUUACUGUCGAAUUGUUCUCGUUGCGAUCGAUUUGAUCGAUUUGUGAGAGCUGCGCUGCUUUUAUUGCUCGCAGGAGCCGGCCAAGACCGGCAGCCUCGACCCACCGCCCAAGUGCGCAUCGAAGCGCGGGCAGCGAAAGCGCUGCCGCGGGAGCCGGAGCCACAAACAAGCACCGCUGCUGCCACCACAGACGAGCACAAGGACCAAAAGUCACCAGACAGAUGAAGCGCCGCGCGCCCGCCGACGCAGCGGCGCCGCGGCGCAGCGCCCGCAACGACCCGGCCCAGCGGGCCCGCGUCGCCCGCGAGCGCGCCGCCGCGCAGGACCGGAGGGAGCGGGAGGCGCUGGACAAAGCCCUGGAGGCCGAAGCGAGGCGCAUCCAGAGGCUACCGGAGGUUGCUUUUGAUGCGGCCGGGGCCGCCGCCUCCCCAGAAGGCCUCGCGCGCUGGAAAUUGUCCGCCGCGGACCUCGAGGCGUUGCGCGGUGCCCAGGACGCGAUCGCGGCGCAAAUCGACAAGAUGCCGUGGGCCGGCGGUUCUGAUGAUGGAGAUAAACGCUGGCGGGGCUACGGCCUGCCGCCGGGCGCGCGGCGGCGGCUCGGCGCCUGGAUGGGCGAUAGGUUUCAUUCCUUCGAGACGCCCUUGGAGUCGAGGGCGGCCGAGGCAGAACGGAACUGGAGGAGCUGCGCGGACUUUGUGCUGACCGAGGCCGUCGAAGGUGCGGCGCGGCGCUGCGCUGAAAAUGCCUCAAAAGCGCUGCCCGCUCAUGCCAGAGAGCUCGCCCCCGCGAACCUAGUCGCGCUCCAACCGAACGCGCACGCCGGCAACCGGCACCUGCCGCGGCACCUGGACUGGCCGCGGCACGACGGCUUUGGCGCUGUGAUCAUCACGGUGGCCGUGCGCGGCGCCGGGACGGUGGUGCUCGAGGACCGUGAAGGGAAUAUUGUCCGCUUCGACCUGCCGGAAGGCCACGCGUACUGCCUGGCCGGCGCCGCGCGGCACGCGUGGCUCCACGGCGUCGUCGGGUCGGACCCGGACCGCGAGUCGCUCAAUUUGAGGUUCGGGCUCCACUCGCAUGCGCGGGCCCGGGCCGAGGUUUAUGAAAAGUGGGUCGACGCGGCCUGCGAUGCGGAGGGGCCGGCGGGGGACGACGGGCGCGGUGGGGGCGAGAGCGUGGCGCUUGUGUGA